AUGAAGUUCGCUACUGUACUCGGUCUCUUGUCAUUGGCAACCGCCGUAACCGCAAAGCACUACUGCUUCGGCGGCUGCGUCAAGUGCUACUGCGGCGACAUCCAGUACGACGACCACCGAUGCUCCAUGUGCAGCUGUAAUCACAACGCGUACAAGUCCGACGACCCCAACAACAAGCAAGGCAACUGCGAUCAGCCUGGCGGAUUCCAUCUCGGAUGCGGUUAUAACUCGAGCGGAAAGUGCAAAUAA
Messenger RNA from Colletotrichum abscissum, 249 nucleotides. RefSeq lists its product as uncharacterized. Lineage: Eukaryota; Fungi; Ascomycota; Sordariomycetes; Glomerellales; Glomerellaceae. The record is from RefSeq and is a predicted model, not a curated record. The coding region runs from base 1 to 249 and encodes 82 amino acids. The transcript has a single exon.